AUGGCUUUCCCCUCCAGCCUGCACACCUCUCCCCCACCCCAUCCUCCAGGUGGUAACAUGAGCCACUGGCCUGAGCGGAACUGGACAAACCCAAAGGAGUUCGUCAUCCUGGGUUUUUCAGGGUGGCCCCAAGGGCUCCAGGUGCUGCUGUUUGCCCUCCUCCUGCCUCUCUACCUGGCCACACUUGCGGGAAACCUGCUCAUUCUGGGCCUGGCUGUCAUGGAUUCCGCCCUGCACACCCCCAUGUACUUCUUCCUGGGCUCGCUGUCUGCUGUCGAGGUGGCCUACACCCUGGUGCUGACCCCGCGCAUGCUGGCCGGCUUCCUCCUGCCUCCUGGGGGCCAGGCUGUAGCUGCCUCCACCUGUGCUGCCCAGAUGGGUCUCUUUGUGGCUCUGGGGGGCUCAGAGUGCCUGCUGCUGGCUGCCAUGGCCCUGGACCGCUACCUGGCCAUCUGCUGGCCUCUCUACUACCCUCAGCUCAUGACCUCAGGGCUCUGCUGGUGCCUGCUCGCCUCCUGCUGUGUCGGUGGCUCUAUCCUAGCCUUAAGCCUCACCACUGCCAUAUUCCAGCUGCCCUUCUGCCAUGGCGGCCUGGUCAACCACGUCUUCUGUGACCUGCCGGCGGUGCUGGUGCUGGCCUGUGGGAACCGGGACCUGCAGGAACAUGUGCUCCUGGCAGCAUGCCUUCUGCUGCUGGUGCUGCCUCUCGUCCUGAUUCUGCUCUCCUAUACCAGGGUGCUGCUCGUCAUCCUGGGCCUUGGUGGGGCCGAGGGCCGCCAAAAGGCCUUCAACACCGUCGCAUCCCAUCUCACGGUAGCUGUGCUCCACUAUGGCUGUGCCACGGCCAUGUAUGCCAGACCCCUCCACAGCCGCUCCCUGGAGGAGGACAAACUCAUCUCGCUCAUCUACAUCAACCUCACGCCCCUGCUCUACCCAGCCAUCUACACACUGCGGAACCGGGACAUGCAGGGCGCCCUCCAGCGUGUGGCCGGCCAGAGUACACCAGGCUCUGUCCACCAAGCCGAUCUCACCUGA
Molecule: messenger RNA, 1035 nt
Organism: Loxodonta africana (African savanna elephant)
Lineage: Eukaryota; Metazoa; Chordata; Mammalia; Proboscidea; Elephantidae
Product: olfactory receptor 10AC1-like
Exons: 1
Coding region: 1-1035 (344 amino acids)
Biological process (GO): G protein-coupled receptor signaling pathway
Cellular component (GO): membrane
Molecular function (GO): olfactory receptor activity; G protein-coupled receptor activity
Source: RefSeq, a predicted model, not a curated record